Molecule: messenger RNA, 6268 nt
Organism: Thamnophis elegans (Western terrestrial garter snake)
Lineage: Eukaryota; Metazoa; Chordata; Lepidosauria; Squamata; Natricidae
Gene: WNK4
Product: WNK lysine deficient protein kinase 4
Exons: 20
Coding region: 55-3849 (1264 amino acids)
Biological process (GO): intracellular signal transduction; positive regulation of potassium ion import across plasma membrane; renal sodium ion absorption
Cellular component (GO): cytoplasm; cytosol
Molecular function (GO): ATP binding; chloride channel inhibitor activity; potassium channel inhibitor activity
Source: RefSeq, a predicted model, not a curated record
UAGUAGGCAAGCAAUUGCGCUCCGAUAUAGCGCGUUUUCUUGACUGGCCGUCCGAUGCUAAUGCUGCGGGCUUCGCACUCGGGCCCCGGUGCCGGAGCGCUGACACCCCAGACUGAUAGGAUGGACCAGACUAGUUGCGGCAUGGAUGAAGAUGCUGGCCAGGUUGAGGGUCCCCGGACCCUCGGAGUCUCUGGUCGCCGUGCAUCAGCCUACAAAAUCAGCCGUCGAAGUUCGACCGAGCUUGGAUUAAGAAGCUUCGACGGCGAAGAUGGUGCCCCCGCUGUAGCCGCAAGUCCCGACCCCAUGGAUUUGGAGGGGAUGGAGCCGCUAGCUACAGCUUUAGAGAGUUCUAAGUCUCGAGGUCUUCUCGAGGGAUCCGCAAGCAGCGAGAGUUCUCCCGAAGUCGCUCCGUCAAAUCCUCUGCUCUGUCUCACGGAGAGCCGCCAAGAUCGCGAACACUGGGAACAAGAAGAAAACGAAGAGAUUGAGACCCGGGCCGUGGCCACGUCCCCGGACGGUCGCUUUCUCAAGUUUGACAUCGAGAUUGGCCGCGGCUCCUUCAAGACUGUUUACAAAGGGCUAGACACGGAGACCACUGUGGAAGUGGCUUGGUGCGAGCUGCAGACACGGAAAUUAUCCAAAAUGGAAAGGCAACGUUUCAGUGAGGAGGUAGAGAUGCUGAAGGGACUCCAACACCCUAACAUUGUCCGUUUCUAUGACUCAUGGAAGUCUUCUAUCAAAGGACAAGUCUGCAUUGUGCUGGUGACAGAACUCAUGACGUCAGGCACACUUAAAACAUAUUUGAAACGAUUCAAGGAGAUGAAGAUGAAAGUUCUUCAGAGAUGGAGCAGACAGAUUCUUCGAGGACUCCAUUUUCUACACACACGAUCCCCCCCAAUAAUCCAUCGGGACCUGAAAUGUGAUAAUGUCUUUAUCACAGGCCCUACUGGCUCAGUCAAAAUUGGAGACCUUGGUUUGGCCACACUCAAGUGUGCUUCAUUUGCCAAGAGUGUCAUAGGAACCCCUGAAUUCAUGGCUCCAGAGAUGUAUGAGGAAAAGUAUGAUGAAGCAGUGGAUGUUUAUGCCUUUGGCAUGUGCAUGCUUGAAAUGGCAACCUCAGAAUACCCCUAUUCAGAAUGCCAGAAUGCAGCUCAGAUCUAUCGUAAGGUUACCUCGGGUAUGAAACCAAACAGUUUUCACAAGGUGAAGGUGCCUGAACUAAAGGAGAUAAUUGAGGGUUGUAUCCGAAUGAACAAAAAUGAAAGAUAUACCAUCCAGGAUCUUCUGGAUCACUCCUUCUUCCAUGAGGAUACAGGGGUCCAUGUUGAAUUAGCCGAAGAGGAUGAUGGUAUUAAGACCACUUUGAAGCUUUGGCUACGGAUGGAUGACACUAAAAAACUGCAUGGGAAGUACAAGGACAACAAUGCCUUGGAGUUUUACUUUGAGCUAUAUAAGGAUGUGGCUGAGGAAGUUGCUCAAGAAAUGGUGGUUCUAGGCUUUGUAUGUGAGGCAGACUACAAGCCAGUGGCAAAAGCAGUGCGAGAGCGAGUUCUUGCUAUCAAACGCCAGCGGGAGAAGACCAAACAAGCUCAGGAACAGCAGAAGCGCCAGGAGCAAUCUCUAGCAAUGACUCCUGAUAUCCUGCAUUUGCUGGACCUGGACUCCCCCUCGCCUCUCAGUCCUGUCCAGACCUCAAACCCCACCACACCAGGGUCUGCCGAUUCUGCCCUUGGAUCAACUUUUCCCACAGAGCCAGAAGAGCCAGAGGUUGAUCAGCACCAGCCAUUCCAGUUUCAUCCCAAUUAUUCCUCUACCACAUCUGAUUGUGAAACUGAUGGAUAUUUAAGUUCCUCUGGAUUUGUGGACUCGCCCGAAAAACUGAAGAGUCAUUCUAGCCCAAUAACUGUUUCAAGACAUUCUUUUGCUUCGACCAUUGCUGUGAGCCUGGAUCCUGUCUCUAUCAGUGACAUCUCUUCCCCCGUCGACAGUUACACAUCUGAUGUGGCCUCUGGCUUGAGUGAUGGCUAUGAGGGUCUCUCUGCAAGUGAGGAUAGAUCAAAGCCCUUGACCAAGCGAAGCUCUGGAAGGCUGGCUCGCCGUCGUGCCCGAUCUCGUCUGCGCAUUACUAAUAUGCCAAAUCAGAAUGAUCAAGUAGUUGAAUGUCAACUACAAACAUAUAAUAACAAGAUGGUCACCUUCAAAUUUGACCUGGAUGGAGACAAUCCUGAGGAAAUCGCAGCUGCCAUGGUUGCCAAGGAAUUUAUACUGAAAUCUGAACAGGAGCAAUUCAUCCAAGGAAUUCAUGAUAUUAUCCUGCGUGUAGAAGCACUACUCCAGAAGGAUAAGUUGAACAAAGAACAGGGGGCUCUGGGCAAGCCUGAUGUGCAAUGUAAAUCUCCUACUUCAGCUACUAACGCUCCCUCAGCCGAGCUGCCACUGCAAGACCUCUCAUGUUCCAUCUCCUCAUCAUCAUCUCUCAGUGAUUUUGGUUGCCUUAGCUCAGGACAGCCUGUGUCAUCACCUAUCCAUACUUCAGUGGUGGAUGCAAUUUCUGAGAAUGAUCCUUUCAGCCCCACCAUUCCCCCAACAACUACCCAAAACCUUGGGCAGCCACUGCUCUCAACUACAUCUGCAGGCAUCACCAGUACACCUGGACAAACUUGGCCAACCUACCAUAUGUAUCCAGGGACUCCUACAACUCCCUCUUACUUUGUCCCCAUUCCUCAACCAAUUUCUCUGCCAAAUUCUGUUCUCCCCACAUUACCCCUUGCCAAUUCCACUGCCCCAUCCAUUGGCACCGCUGUGCAUGCACCACCUAUCCCAAUGUGGUCUACCUCUACUUCCCCUUUGUUCUCCUUCGCCAAUGUCUUCUCUCUGGCUAUGAUGAGUAUGGCCCAGUCAUUUCUCCCAGCAGUAUCUGUAGGGACUGCCCAGACAGGGCCUCUCUAUACCUCGCCACUCCCACAGCCACCAGUUCUGUGUCCACCAAGCCCAACUACCGUACGUUUUAUCUAUCCUGAGCUGGGGUCUUCCCCAAAACCAGCCCACUUUGUCAAUGGAAUGUUGGGGUCAGUGGUGUCUCCAGGCUGUAAGCCAACUCCAGUCCCCGUGGUUGCUGGGAACCAUCCAGUACCUCCUGUUUCUUCAUGGUCUGGAACAGAAUUAACCGUAUCAGAUCAGUCUACCUCCAAUGGUUCCCCUGCUGAACACACAACUGUCAGUGAAGGAGAGACCAAGCCACAAAUCCUGGGCCGUUUCCAGGUGACACCCACACGGAAUAUCCCAUCAGAAUCCCCCCCCAAAGACAAUGGACCCGAUAUCUCGAGUACUUCUGAAUCUGAUAGUGGAUCUCCUGGUGAAACACCUGUGCAGGAAGGCGAGGAGGGCACUACUCCUGUGGCAGAAGGAGAGGGCGAAGGAGAGUUGCCACAUGGCAAUACUGUUUGGAUGAAUUUUAUGCACAUCCCUUCCUGCCCCAGCAGCGAUGAUUCAGAUAACACAGAAGAUGAUGACGUCUGGGUUGAACUACAAGCCUUGCGUCAGAAGCAUCUUUCUGAAGUAGAAAAGCUUCAGGCCCAACAAAAACAAGAAAUAGAGGAGCUUUAUGCCCGCCUUGGCAAGGUGCCACCUGCUGGAAUUGUAUCACCUGCCACCAUACUCUCCAGUCGCCAACGCCGCCUCUCUAAGGGCAGCUCCAAUACCCUGAGGCGCAGCAGCCUACAGCGCCCAGACACAACGCAGCCACAAGGGAUCAUGAGGAGAAAUUCUGUGGGUGGCAGCAACCUUGCCUCCCAGGAACAGCGACAAAGUAAAGGCGUGAAGUUUGCUAGUGAUAUUGGAUGUCUGUAACCAGACCAUUGGAGGAUGCUUUUGUGGAUUCUACCUCAACCUGGUGCCCACCCUCAAAAGGAUGGAAUGAAAGGGCCUUUUGCAACCUAUGCCUUUUGCCCUGUUUAUAAGGGCUGUCACUAUUAUUUAGUAUGGCAAAGAUAUUUUGAGAAAAAAGGAACAGAAUUGAUGCUCCUGAGAAUUGUAUCUGUACCAAACAAAUAAGGAUGACCAUACUUCAGUGCUACUGAAUUUUUCUUUAUAAGCUUUGGAUAUGCAAAGGGAUGUCAAGCCCCUGCAAUUUGGGAGGAUUUCUCAUGAAAAUGUCAGGAUGUGCGUGCUUUUCUGCUGCUUCUCUCUUAUUAAAGAAUGCAACUAAAAUAGAAGCAAAGUGUGCUCUAUGAGCUCUUUCAUGCUCUGGAGUGGAAUCCUUAUGCUUCAAGCUUUAUUGACUAUGUGCCUUGAUAAGAGGGAGAUCAGGGCCUAGAGAAGGAUCUUACUUGCUCUCCUUAAUUACGAAAACCACCUGAGGCUUCUCUUUAAGCAGCUGUCUUAUGGGAGAUGAAUAUGCCUUAGCCUUAAAGGUCCUCUGCUCAUUAAUUCAGCUGCAAGUUUAGCCCUAAAAGCAGUGACAGUCUCCUUUGCACUUUUGGAAAUUUUUGCCUUGAUUAAGGUUCAACUUUUUUUUUUUACAAAGGUAUCUGCACUUUGAAGUGAAAGCCUUGUACAUGAGAUUUUGUACAUCUACCAUAAUAUAUAAAGGCGGGCUUUGAAAGGAAAUAUGAUAUUGCAUAAAGCAGCACCAACCUGGCCGAAAUAAAAAAAAUGUGAACAAUUAAAAUAAACAUAAUUCAGACAAAAACAGUCUAGAUUCUUUGACCCUUUUUUCCCCUGUCUUCCCUAUACAAUAUUUAUUACUAUAUUCUGAGCUCCCUAUUGAGGUUGUGUUCAGACUAAGAGCUUUUAGAAAGCUAUUCUUUUUUCUUCCAUAAUCUUUUUAGAUUCAAAUAUUGAGAAGCAGGGUUAGUGAAAAAACAAGUGUUGCAAGUAGGAAAUAAUUGACUCCUCCCUCCUCCCAAGUAUUGAUGUUAAUAAGGCAAGCAGUAGCACAAUAAAGGCUUUAUUAGGAGGCUAACCCACUGGAGGGCAGGAUCCAGAAGGUGUUUUGAAUCCCCCGCUCACUAAACAAGGAAUGCUGCAUUCCUGUAUUGAGAUGAUCCCACCUACUAAGUCCUCUCUUGACUUCCAAUGUUCUGCACACCAGCAUUAAUGCUACAGUGCUUUUGGCAGAGCCCCCGCCCCCCCCCCCCCAAAUUGCUAUUUGAAGACUUCUAGCCACAGAAUCUAGUCUUCCAUUUCCUUGGUGCUAUAGAUAGAUAAAUGUGCACAAAAGCAGCAAAUUUAUGGUAAUAGUUGAGUAAGUAUAGAUGAAUUCACCUCCAUUGUCAUCAGUAGAACUUCCAGGGGAAUAAAAUGGGCCAGUAAAAGAGAAAGAACAAUGCAUACAAUGCCUCUCUUCACAAGCUGAGAAAGCAUUGUAUUCUACUUUUUCUUACAUCUCCAGUAAAAUUGUUUUAAUAGUAAACAUCUUUGAUGCAAAAGGCAUAUUCCACAGUAAAAGAAAUGUAUUUAUAAAAACUGCCAUAGCUGGAAUAUACCAAAGAGGAACAAUAUUAUGAUCAAAACUCUUUAGAAGGAAAGGAGAGGAUCUAACAGAAACAACAAAGCAAAUGGAUGAAAUUGGCAAUGGAUGAAAGCAACAAGCAGGAACUGUCACACAUUUCAACUAUCUGAGUCAUUUACUCUCCAAUAAUUCUGGUGUACCUGAUUUUUUUUUGGGGGGGGGGACUACUCAUGCCAAGUAUGUAGUUCUUCUGAAAAUAGUUUAUUCUUGUAUUCCACUUUUGAAGAACAAAAGUGAUGGAGUACUAUUGAGCUCAAUCCUGCUUCUUUGGUUCAUACAAAAUAUACUCUAAGUAGUAGUAUUAAAAGGUUAAGUUAUAAUUGCCUUAAUUAGCUCUGAUCACUAGACCUGAGAAUAUUCUAGAAUCACUUCUAAUAAGAGGGGGAAAUCCUGCUGCUAAAAUCUGAAUUACAAACAAAGAGCAUAGGACACAUUUUCUAUUAAAGAAAAAUAUCCUUUCUUUGAGCUUUAAAGAAAUAUGCAUUUGAUAAAUACCUUGGCUGGCUUCUAGUCAAUUGCUGGUUUAAUGAUUCACUUACUCCAAAUAUAUAAGAAACAAUAAGAGCAACAAUACAGUUGACAAAGUAGCACAUCAAAAAGUUUAUGGCCUGGAAAUUCUUGCCAAAGCCUGCAAGAAUUCUGCUUAAUAGAAAACCUCAACAAUUCAGGGGUAGGGACCUGUGCAAUAAGAAUCUUUUUUUUUGUCAUUUGAAGGAGAAAAAAAGUACAGGCACACUUAAAUACUAAAUGUCAAGU